UAUCGAACGGCCAAGAUGUCGUACGCACCAGAUGGACGUCGUUUGUCUCCUGGCGAAGUCAUCAUUGACGAGCCUCCCGUGAAAACCGCCGAAGAGGAGUGGCGAGAGCAGCUAGAUGUCAUCCUCAUGUGCCCAGACUGCAAAGAGAUGCCACCCAAUCUGAAUUUCUCCGUCGGUGACACCAUCUGUGGCUCGUGCGGUCGGGUUCUGAGCGAGCGCAAUCUUGACUACCGAUCCGAAUGGCGAACCUUCUCCAACGAUGACCAAGGCAACGACGAUCCCUCCCGUAUCGGUGAUGCCGCAAAUCCGCUGUUGCAUGGCUCGCAGCUACAGACUGAGAUCGCAUUCGGAGAUGGCGGCGCCCGUCAUCGAGAUCUAUCGCGCGCCCAGAACAAGUCGAACCAUGACAAGACAAACAAGUCUCUCCAGAAUGCGUACUCGCAAAUCGGAGCUCUGUGCGAAUCAUUCCAGAUCCCGAAGCCAGUCGCGGAGACCGCCAAGAUGCUGUACAAGAUGACCGAUGACGGCAAGAUCUUCAAGGGAAAAUCGCAGGAUGCCGUGAUCGCUGGAUGCAUCUUCAUUGGUUGUCGCCAACAUGAAAUGGGUCGUUCAUUCCGCGAAAUCUACAAGUUGACCAAGGUCAGCAAGAAGGAAAUCGGCCGAACAUUCAAGACGCUCGAGAACUAUCUCCAGCAACAGCAACGCAAAGAAGGUGCCGGCAACAAGGUCGCUGGAAACGGUGCGAUCCUCAACAACAGCUCCUUCAAGGCUACCAAGGCUACCAGUGCAUCUGAGCUCAUCAUCCGUGCUUGCAACAAACUGGCCCUGGACAACCAGACGAGCAUGAUCGCUCAAGAGUGUGCCGAAAACGUCACCAAGAAAGGUGUUGCGGCUGGUCGAUCUCCUUUGUCCAUCACAGGCGCUUGCAUCUUCCUCGUUGCCCACAUGAUGGGUCAGCCCAAGUCAGCCAAGGACAUUGGUUUAGCGGUUGACGUUAGUGACGGCACCAUUCGCACCGCCUACAAGCUCAUACACCAGUCUCUCGAUGAUGUUCUGGACAAGAAGUGGGAGAAGAGGGGCGCGGACUUGUCCAAGAUCCCUUCUGCAUAGAAAGCUUCUCGCUCGAAAGUGAUGCAGCAGGGGACCGGGAUUGAUCCUGAUUUCUCAAGGUAAAGAUUGUAAUUAGCUUCACUUGUUUCCUAGUCGGUUUAGAAGAUACUGGGCAGCAUGUCAUUGGCGUUUGCGGUCUGAUUUAUACACGAAGCACAGGGACAGUAUCACGGGGCGUUCAAUCUGAGGGGAGGGCCUCAGACUUUCUUGCUGUUCAUUUUAUACCCCGGUUUCCUAGCUUCAUAUCAGAUUGAACAUUUCACCAGAUCAGGCCGGAUCUGCUUUUUGUUUCUCGACUAGACCAACGCAAAAAAUCAAAAGAAAAUGGGCGUGUGUGUGCGCCCAAAAAAAGAAAAAGAAAACAUUGUCCUUGCUUGCAAGUGAAUGUAUGCGUGUGUGGCUCGUUUUGACAGGUUUCUGGCUCGUUUGCCCAGCCCAGCCAACAUUGUUUUUCCUACUCAUUUUAAACAUAUGUCUCUUUACACCAACUGCUGCUCGUCGUCUUCGUCGUCUUCGCCGUUACCCGCAUUUUAUGUUUUUCUUCCAGGUCGGGGGUGACUUUUCUUUCCCACAAGAC
Messenger RNA from Periconia digitata, 1687 nucleotides. The record is from the annotation of a GenBank genome assembly. Lineage: Eukaryota; Fungi; Ascomycota; Dothideomycetes; Pleosporales; Periconiaceae.